AUGAACAUAGCAUCAUGUCAGUGUCCAGCUCAUAGCCACAAAGGAAAUGUUCAAGUUUUAAAUUCUACUCCUCUGAAAGAUUAUGCCUUUGAGAUAAAAUGUUCCACAAUACGAUAUGGAUUGGGCGUGACACGGGAAGUGGGAAUGGAUUUAGUAAAUUUAGGUGCGAAGAAUGUCUGCAUUAUGACAGACCCUAAUGUGGUGUCACUCAGUCCUAUGAAAGCGGUUCUUGAUUCUCUUGUUAAAAAUGGAAUUAACUAUAGUGUUUAUGAUAAAGUACGGGUUGAGCCAACCGAUACAAGUUUUAAGCAUGCAAUAGAUUUCGCAAAGAAUGGUAUGUUCGAUAGUUAUGUCGCAGUAGGCGGCGGCUCGGUGAUGGACACGUGUAAAGCUGCCAACUUGUUCGCCUGUGACCCAGAAGCGGAGUUCCUCGAUUAUGUCAACCUGCCUAUAGGCAAAGGAAAGCCUGUUACGGUGCCACUGAAGCCUAUGAUUGCAAUACCCACAACAAGCGGUACGGGAAGUGAGACGACAGGGAUGAGUAUAUUUGAUUACGAAGAAAUACAUGCAAAAACAGGAAUAUCCCACACUGCUUUAAGACCUUUAUUGGCAUUGAUAGACCCCCUUCACACAUUAAGCGUACCCCAAACGGUGGCGAACUACUCAGGUUUCGACAUCUUCUGCCACGCUUUGGAAAGUUUUACUGCAAUUCCGUAUACUGAGCGAGGCCCAGUACCUGAAAAUCCUGCAUUGCGUCCGGUAUAUCAAGGCAGUAAUCCCAUUUCAGAUGUUUGGGCCCGAUUUUGCCUUCAGUGCCUUCAUAAAUACUUCGCUCGUUCGGUGUAUAACGCGGACGAUCUGGAGGCUCGUUCCUCUAUGCACCUAGCAGCAACAAUGGCGGGUGUGGGCAUUGGAAACGCCGGGGUGCAUAUAUGUCACGGCCUUGCUUACCCGAUCGCUGGAAAUGUGAAGAACUUUGUGCCCAAGGAUUAUGGAGCAGAGCCUAUAGUACCACAUGGAUUAGCCGUGGUAUUAACAGCGCCGUCAGUAUUUCGCUUCACGGCGGCUAGUGACCCUGACAAGCAUUUGGAGGCAGCGAGCAUUUUAGGCGCUAACAUCAUCGGGAAGAAACGUGAAGACGCGGGCAAAGUGUUGUCCGACACAAUUUUGAAGUAUAUGGACAGAAUGAAAAUUGAAAACGGGUUGAGUGCAAUCGGUUACACCACUCAAGAUAUACCUCAGUUGGUUAAAGGAGCGUUACCACAGCAUCGUUUAUUGAAGAUAGCUCCAGUGCCGCAAUCCGAAGAAGAUUUAUCGAAAAUACUGGAAGAUUCACUGACGCUCUACUGA
Messenger RNA from Parnassius apollo (apollo), 1350 nucleotides. The record is from the annotation of a GenBank genome assembly. Lineage: Eukaryota; Metazoa; Arthropoda; Insecta; Lepidoptera; Papilionidae.